Trichophyton rubrum CBS 118892 is the source of this 423-nucleotide messenger RNA. RefSeq lists its product as uncharacterized. The transcript is spliced from 2 exons. The record is from RefSeq and is a predicted model, not a curated record. NCBI's taxonomy places the organism in Eukaryota, Fungi, Ascomycota, Eurotiomycetes, Onygenales, Arthrodermataceae. Bases 1 to 423 code for a protein of 140 amino acids.
AUGUCCAAGACCAGACAUCAGUGUUUUGCGUCCAUGGUUUUCCAAAGUGGACUCCUGGGCUUCAAUAGAUACUACAAGGAGUAUGCCUUUCAUGAGCCCUUUGUCUGCUUGAAGGUGAGAGACCUGGUAUGCCAAGCUUGCCAACAACAGGAGCUUGUAGAACCAUCAUUGGUGCUACAAGUCAUAUUCCAGUACAUAGCCAAGCUGUCUUAUCAUAUGAUCCUUAUUGAAGAGCUUUUGUAUCUCCAGUUCAUUCUAGAAUGUGGAGAAUGUCCAUUCCCUAUUGGUCCUUGUAUCCAUGGGGGUCUGCUUGAUAAGAUGGAGCUGGUGUCAACCGCUAGCAAAUCACUUGGUAACCGUUUCGGGCCGUUGGAUGCCGAGGGGGCGAACAAAUCUUAUACCGAGUCCCUAUCUCCACGGUAA